Molecule: messenger RNA, 437 nt
Organism: [Candida] anglica
Lineage: Eukaryota; Fungi; Ascomycota; Pichiomycetes; Serinales; Debaryomycetaceae
Source: the annotation of a GenBank genome assembly
GGUUGCCUGCCCUCCACAAUUUCUCCAUAAUUUAUAACUUUGUUGUAAUAAAAAAUAUCAAUAAUAAGAAUGUUGUCUCAAGUUUCCAAGCGUGCUUUCUCCGUCAGAGCCUUCUCUACUUCUAGAGUUUCUCUCACUGCUCCACCUCCAUCUGGUAACAACUCCUUCAACGACAGAGAAAAGGCUCAAGAAGGUGCUUACAUCAAGAAGCAUGAAGCUGAACAAUUGGCCAAGUUGAGAGAAGAAUUAGCUAAGCAAAAGGAAUCUCUUAACAAGUUGGAAGACCAAAUUAAGGACAUCAAGAACUAAUUGAAGUUUUACCUGGCCUAAUUUGUACGGGGCUCCCCCUCCCCCCUUGGAACAGAAAACUGGAAAAAAAAAAUAAGAAAUAUUUAUGUAUAGCCUCGUGAAUCAAUGAAUAAACGUCAUAACGAGAA